AUGGUCGAAUUUCCAUAUUCCAGCGCUCCGCUACGGACGGUUAAAGAAGUACAGUUCGGUAUUUUUUCACCAGAAGAAGUGCGGGCUAUCAGUGUCGCCAAAGUGGAAUUUCCAGAAACUAUGGAUGAAACCCAAAUGCGGGCCAAAAUCGGUGGUUUGAAUGACCCACGUCUUGGUUCUAUCGACCGUAGUUUCAAAUGUCAAACGUGUGGUGAGGGCAUGAACGAUUGCCCAGGUCAUUUUGGCCACAUCGAACUGGCAAAGCCCGUUUUCCAUAUCGGUUAUAUCUCUAAGAUUAAAAAGGUCUGCGAGUGUGUAUGCAUGCACUGCGGUAAACUUCUACUCGAUGAACAUAGUGAGUUGAUGAGGCAAGCAAUCAAAAUCAAGGACCCCAAGCGGAGGUUCAAUGCUGUCUGGUCUCUAUGUAAGGCCAAGAUGGUGUGUGAUACCGAAGUUCCAUCUGACGAUGAUCCUACUCAAUAUGUCUCCAGAGGUGGUUGCGGUAACACUCAGCCUAGCAUAAGGAAAGAUGGUCUUUCGUUGGUCGGUACGUGGAAAAAGGAUAAAGGUGCCGACGAUGCCGAUCAGCCCGAAAGACGUAUCAUCUCCGCUGACGAAGUUCUCAAUGUUUUCAAGCAUAUAUCACCAGAAGACUCCACACGGUUGGGAUUUAAUGAAGAUUUCGCUCGUCCUGAAUGGAUGAUCUUGACGGUGUUACCGGUUCCUCCUCCUCCUGUGCGUCCAUCUAUUUCUUUCAACGAGACUCAAAGAGGUGAAGACGAUUUGACUUACAAGCUCGGUGAUAUUUUGAAAGCAAAUAUCAAUGUGCAACGACUUGAAAUUAAUGGGUCCCCGCAGCAUGUUAUUCAAGAAUCGGAAUCGCUUCUGCAGUUCCAUGUUGCUACGUAUAUGGACAAUGAUAUAGCGGGACAGCCUCAAGCGCUGCAGAAAUCCGGCCGUCCUAUCAAAUCUAUUCGUGCCCGUUUGAAGGGUAAAGAAGGGCGUAUUAGAGGUAAUUUAAUGGGUAAGCGUGUUGAUUUUUCUGCACGUACCGUCAUUUCUGGUGAUCCAAACUUGGAUCUGGACCAGGUGGGUGUACCAAAGUCAAUUGCCAGAACUUUGACCUAUCCAGAGGUUGUGACACCAUACAAUAUCGACCGCCUAACACAAUUGGUGCGGAAUGGACCUAAUGAGCACCCGGGUGCAAAAUAUGUCAUUCGUGACAAUGGUGAUCGUAUAGAUCUAAGAUACAGCAAAAGGGCUGGUGACAUUCAACUGCAAUAUGGAUGGAAGGUUGAACGGCAUAUUAUAGACGACGAUCCCGUUCUUUUCAAUCGUCAACCCUCCCUACACAAAAUGUCUAUGAUGGCCCACAGAGUUAAGGUUAUGCCUUAUUCUACUUUUAGAUUGAACUUAUCGGUCACCUCACCAUACAAUGCCGAUUUCGACGGUGACGAAAUGAAUUUGCACGUUCCACAAUCGGAGGAGACUAGGGCUGAACUGUCACAGCUUUGCGCAGUGCCGCAGCAAAUUGUGUCCGCUCAAUCAAACAAACCUUGUAUGGGCAUUGUUCAAGAUACCCUUUGUGGUGUCCGGAAAAUGACACUGAGAGAUACUUUCAUUGAACUUGACCAAGUUCUCAAUAUGCUAUAUUGGAUCCCAGAUUGGGACGGAGUUAUACCCACUCCAACAAUUCUAAAACCUAAGCCUCUAUGGUCUGGUAAGCAAAUCUUAUCUAUCGCUAUCCCCAGUGGUAUCCACUUACAGAGAUUCGACGAAGGUACAACACUUUUGUCACCUAAAGACAACGGGAUGUUGAUCAUUGACGGUCAAAUUAUUUUUGGGGUUGUAGACAAAAAGACGGUUGGGUCUUCAAGCGGCGGUUUAAUCCACGUUGUAACGAGAGAGAAGGGUCCCAAAAUUUGUGCCAGACUUUUCAGUAACCUCCAAAAAGUGGUCAACUUCUGGUUGCUUCACAACGGGUUCUCAAUCGGUAUAGGUGAUACUAUUGCAGAUGAAAAGUCCAUGAGAGAGAUCACGGAUGCCAUCAUGGUUGCAAAGAGAAAGGUAGAAGAGGUGACAAAGGAGGCGCAGGCAAAUUUGCUGACUGCGAAGCACGGGAUGACGCUACGUGAAUCGUUCGAAGAUAAUGUGGUGCGUUAUUUAAACGAGGCAAGAGACAAAGCAGGUCGAUCAGCGGAAGUGAAUUUAAAGGAUUUGAAUAACGUCAAGCAGAUGGUAAGUGCAGGCUCAAAAGGUUCAUUUAUUAAUAUCGCUCAGAUGUCUGCUUGCGUUGGCCAACAGUCCGUCGAGGGUAAACGUAUUGCGUUUGGAUUUGCCGAUCGGACGCUACCUCACUUUUCUAAGGACGACUAUUCUCCUGAAUCUAAAGGUUUUGUUGAAAAUUCGUACCUAAGAGGGCUCACUCCUCAAGAAUUUUUCUUUCACGCCAUGGGUGGACGUGAAGGUCUGAUUGACACAGCUGUGAAGACUGCAGAAACUGGUUAUAUUCAACGUCGUUUGGUUAAAGCUCUAGAAGACAUCAUGGUGCAUUAUGAUGGUACGACUAGAAACUCUUUGGGUAACGUAAUCCAGUUUGUCUACGGAGAAGAUGGAAUGGACGCUGCACACAUUGAGAAGCAAUCAAUUGAUAGUAUCGCUGCGUCCGAUGCUGCCUUCGACCGGAGAUACAGGAUCGAUCUGCUGAACCCCAAGCACGCUCUAGACCCUUCAUUAUUGGAGUCAGGAUCAGAAAUUAUUGGUGAUUUGAAGCUUCAGGCUCUUUUGGAUGAAGAAUACAGACAAUUACUAGAAGACAGGGCGUUCUUGAGAAAGAUUUUCGUGGAUGGUGAACAGAAUUGGCCGCUCCCGGUAAACAUUAGACGUAUCAUCCAAAAUGCCCAGCAGACCUUCCGUAUCGAACACUCAAAGGCCACCGAUCUAACCAUCCUUGAUGUUAUCUUUGGGGUCAGAGAUCUACAAGAAAGGCUGCUCGUAUUGCGUGGUAAAAGCCAGCUUCUACAAGAAGCUCAAAAGAAUGCCGUAACCUUAUUCUGUUGUCUCUUGCGGUCUCGAUUGGCUUCCCGCAGAGUCAUUCAAGAGUACAGACUAACCAAACAAACUUUUGAUUGGGUGAUGAAUAAUAUUGAAGCUCAGUUUUUGAGGUCGAUUGUUCACCCUGGUGAAAUGGUGGGUGUGCUUGCAGCGCAGUCCAUUGGUGAACCCGCGACUCAGAUGACAUUGAACACUUUCCAUUUUGCAGGUGUCGCUUCGAAGAAGGUUACCUCAGGUGUUCCCCGUUUGAAGGAAAUUUUGAAUGUGGCAAAAACUAUGAAAACUCCUUCUCUCACAGUCUAUCUCGAGGGGGACUACGCCGCUGACCAGGAGAAGGCCAAGCUGAUCAGAUCCGCAAUUGAGCACACGACGUUGAAAAGUGUUACAGUUGCGUCUGAAAUUUACUACGAUCCUGAUCCACGCUCCACUGUGAUUGAGGACGAUGAAGAAAUUAUCCAGCUUCAUUUCUCGCUGAUGGACGAGGAAACAGAGCAGUCUUUAGACCAUCAGUCGCCAUGGUUACUACGUCUUGAAUUAGACCGUGCAGCCAUGAACGACAAAGACUUGACUAUGGGUCAAGUCGGAGAAAAAAUAAAGGAAACUUUUAAGAACGAUCUCUUCGUCAUCUGGUCUGAAGAUAACGCCGAAAAAUUAGUCAUUCGUUGUCGUGUUGUUCGUGAUCCUAAGACUCUUGAUUCCGAGGCGGAAGCUGAGGAAGAUCAUAUGUUGAAGAGAAUUGAAAAUACCAUGCUGGAAAGUAUCACGUUGCGAGGUGUUGAAGACAUCACUCGUGUCGUCAUGAUGAAAUACGAUCGUAAAACGCCCAGUCCAACAGGUGAAUACCACAAGGUCCCCGAGUGGGUUUUGGAGACAGAUGGUGUAAAUCUUGCCGAAGUCAUGAGUGUGCCUGGUGUUGAUUCAUCUCGUAUCUACACAAACUCCUUCAUCGAUAUUAUGAACGUAUUGGGAAUUGAGGCAGGUCGUGCUGCACUGUACAAGGAGGUCUACAACGUUAUUGCAUCCGAUGGUUCUUACGUUAACUACCGUCACAUGGCAUUACUGGUUGAUGUUAUGACGUCUCAAGGUUUCUUAAUGUCUGUUACUCGUCAUGGGUUCAAUAGGUCUGACACUGGUGCCCUCAUGAGAUGUUCUUUUGAAGAGACGGUUGAGAUUUUAUUUGAAGCUGGUGCUGCUGCAGAACUCGACGACUGCCGAGGUGUAUCUGAGAAUGUUCUACUGGGUCAAGUCGCCCCUAUUGGUACAGGCGCUUUCGAUGUCAUGAUCGAUGAAGACUCUUUGGUCAAAUUCAUGCCCGAACAGAAAACCAGCGAGAUUGCCGAUGGUCAAGAUGGUUCUAGAACUCCUUAUAACAAUGAAAGUGGUUUGGUCAAUGCCGACGUUGAUGUCAAAGAUGAGCUCAUGUUCUCGCCUAUGGUCGAUUCAGGCUCUACAGAUGCUAUGUCCGGAGGCUUUACAGCGUACGGGGGAGCAGAUUACGGCGGUGCGUCAUCUCCGUUCAGCGGAUACGGCGAUGGCCCCUCAUCACCUGGAUUUGGAGGAGUUGCCUCUCCCGGAUUUUCUCCUUCUUCCCCAGCCUAUUCCCCAACUUCGCCAAGCUACAGCCCAACUUCUCCCAGCUACAGCCCAACCUCACCAUCUUACUCCCCAACAUCGCCAUCAUACUCACCAACGUCGCCAAGUUACAGUCCGACGUCACCAUCCUACUCGCCUACUUCACCAUCCUACUCACCAACGUCCCCAAGCUAUAGCCCAACCUCACCAUCUUACUCCCCAACAUCGCCAUCAUACUCACCAACGUCGCCAAGUUACAGUCCGACGUCACCAUCCUACUCGCCUACUUCACCAUCCUACUCCCCAACUUCGCCAAUCUACAGCCCAACUUCUCCCAGCUACAGCCCAACUUCUCCCAGCUACAGCCCAACUUCUCCCAGCUACAGCCCAACCUCCCCAUCUUACUCCCCAACAUCGCCAUCAUACUCACCAACGUCGCCAAGCUACAGCCCAACAUCACCAAGCUACAGUCCUACUUCACCAUCUUACUCUCCUACUUCACCUUCCUACUCUCCUACUUCACCAAGCUACAGCCCAGGUUCACCUUCAUAUUCACCUAACUCUCCUAAGGACGAUGACAGCAAUGGCGAUAAUACUAAUAAUAAUUCUCAAUGA
Messenger RNA from Lachancea lanzarotensis, 5241 nucleotides. It is a transcript of the gene RPO21, whose product is annotated as LALA0S05e08064g1_1. Gene Ontology annotation, cellular component: RNA polymerase II, core complex. Bases 1 to 5241 code for a protein of 1746 amino acids. Gene Ontology annotation, molecular function: DNA binding. The transcript has a single exon. The record is from RefSeq and is a predicted model, not a curated record. Lineage: Eukaryota; Fungi; Ascomycota; Saccharomycetes; Saccharomycetales; Saccharomycetaceae. Gene Ontology annotation, biological process: transcription by RNA polymerase II.